GUUAACUAAUAUGGCGCUAUCUAUAAAUCAAGAAGAAUAUUGUAAUUGAGUUAAGUGGGAUGUUUGAUGCUGGUUAUUCUGGUUCACAACAACCUCGUUCAUCAUCUUCAUCAUCAUCUUAUCUGUUAUCAUCAACGACAUCAUCAACCUCAAAGUUCAUUACACCCAACACACAUGGUUCUUCACCUUCGAUAGCUGAUCAAACUAAUGCAACUGGUAUUACCUCCACUUCUGUUACUACAACCAUUACUACUACUACUACUACUACUACUACUACUACUACGUCGAACACAUCUACGUCUGGUAAUCAACUUAUACACUCGGAAAAGAAAUUGAAAUUGAAUUAG
Schistosoma bovis is the source of this 347-nucleotide messenger RNA. NCBI's taxonomy places the organism in Eukaryota, Metazoa, Platyhelminthes, Trematoda, Strigeidida, Schistosomatidae. The record is from the annotation of a GenBank genome assembly.